GUCCAAGGUGUCGGCGGUGGCAUCGGUUUCGUCUCUGAAGCCUACAAAGCCCAUAAAGCGACAAAAGCACAAAAACAAGCAAGAGACAGCUUCCAUGGACUCGAGCCAUCGUCGAAUGAUAUACCAACGACUCACAAUGGCGAUCAAGAAACAUAUGCACUCGCCGAAGAAGCCCACACAGACCUCACCACCGACCAAGAACCCACAGAAGCACAUGAACCAGACGAACCAACCGACCCCGUGACCCUAGCAGAAUCCUUCAUCUCCCGCCUCCCUUCCUCCAGCCCUCCACAUUCACCGUCCCGACCCCUCCCCUACCCCAUCAUAAUCCCUCAGCGCCGCCCCAGCGACCGCACCCGCGGCUUCCUCCAAGCCUACCCACCAAUCCUUGCCACCCGCUCCAUCACCUCAUCAACCUUCCUCGACUUCCUCUGCACCUUCAACACCUCCACACGCGCCACGAAAUGGAUCGCUGCACUCAAUCUCGCUUCCUUGGCUACAGUCAUGCUGCCCACCCUCACCUCCGUGCUGGUAUCCAUGGCCAUCACCGCCGCCACAACAGCAGCAAUGGAAGUCCAAGGCCGCGUCAAAACAAAUCGAUUCCUCGAUAAAGUCAACGCAUCGUUUUUCAUGCCCAGAGGACUUUUCUGCUUAGUGGUUACUUGGAAUCCUGACACCAGCGACGCAAGAACAAGCGUGGAUUUCGAAGGUAUCGCAAAGAAAGUGAUGCAGAAAGGUGGCAAGAACAACCCGAUGCAAACGUUGAAAAAGUCGAACGGAAGUACUUAUGGAGAGUCUGAAUGGCCUGAGAUUGCGCCGUUGAUUUAUCCUGCUGUUGAUGACUCGACUACAGUGUCAGGGAAUGGGGUAGAAGCGAAGAAAAAGUCGUCUUUGCAGGACAAGAAGAGGUUCGUGGAGGAUUACAUGGACAGAAGGGCGCAAGCGAAAUUCGCAAAGGACAAUCCGAGUAGUGCUCUUGCUGCAGGUCCAAAGCCACAGUUUACUUCACGCUAUGCUGAUCCGAGUCAUGCGGCAAACAGCGGGUCACUGGUUACCUUGAUCUCGGGAGGUGUGAUACAAAUGCCUGAGCGCCAAGAUAUGCUGAGCAACCGCGGAGGACGUGGAGUUAGUAACUCCAUAGGCGGUCGAGCAGCAUUUGGGCGAGGCUUUGGUGGAGCGAGUGAACGUGAAGGAGCUCGAGGAGACAUUGGCAGGGGAGUACAGCGUGGGCUGGGAGGACUUGCUGGCGGCCGAGGUGGCAGCAGUGCAGGUCCAUUGGGUCUCUUGCAGAAGGUCAUGAAGAAGGAUGUUCUGUACCUCCUUAUUGUUGACAUGCCUUCUGACGAUGAGUUGGCUGCAGCGCAG
This is a messenger RNA of Aureobasidium namibiae CBS 147.97, 1365 nucleotides long. RefSeq lists its product as uncharacterized. The record is from RefSeq and is a predicted model, not a curated record. The annotation marks the transcript as partial. The transcript is spliced from 3 exons. NCBI's taxonomy places the organism in Eukaryota, Fungi, Ascomycota, Dothideomycetes, Dothideales, Saccotheciaceae.